Molecule: messenger RNA, 3968 nt
Organism: Choloepus didactylus (southern two-toed sloth)
Lineage: Eukaryota; Metazoa; Chordata; Mammalia; Pilosa; Megalonychidae
Gene: ECT2
Product: epithelial cell transforming 2
Exons: 25
Coding region: 103-2844 (913 amino acids)
Biological process (GO): intracellular signal transduction; nervous system development; activation of GTPase activity
Cellular component (GO): nucleus; cell cortex
Molecular function (GO): guanyl-nucleotide exchange factor activity; GTPase activator activity
Source: RefSeq, a predicted model, not a curated record
CGACCGGCGAAAAAUGGCGGUAGAGGGGAGAGGAAUCCGUGCUUGAAGUGGUGGAGCUCCUAGGGCUAUUUUCGAGAGUGCCAACGUGGAAAAGUACAAACAAUGGCUGACAAUAGUGUAUUAACAUCCACCACUGGGAGGACUAGCUUGGCAGACUCUUCCAUUUUUGAUUCUAAAGUUACUGAAACUUCCAAGGAAAACUUAUUUACUGGAUCUACUUCAUGUGUUGAAGAAGAAAUGCCUCAGAUUGAAACGAGGAUGAUCUUGGUUCAGGAAGCUGGAAAACAUGAAGAACUUAUAAAAGCCAUGAAGACUAUUAAAAUAAUGGAAGUUCCUGUUAUAAAGAUAGAAAGUUGUCCUGGAAAAUCGGAUGAAAAAUUAAUAAAAAGUGUUAUUAAUAUGGAAAUUAAAGUACCCUUUGUAAAGAUGAAAUCAAUAGAACAAUUUGAAGGUUUGGAUUCUCCAGAAUUUGAAAAUGUAUUCAUAGUCAUGGACUUCCAGGAUUCUGUCUUUAAUGACUUAUACAAGGCUGACUGUAGAGUUAUUGGACCACCGGUGGUAUUUAAUUGUGCUCAAAAAGGAGAGCCUUUGCCAUUUUCAUGUCGUCCGCUCUAUUGUACAAGUAUGAUGAAUCUAGUACUAUGCUUUACAGGAUUCAGGAAGAAAGAAGAACUAGUCAGAUUGGUGACAUUGGUCCAUCACAUGGGUGGAGUUAUUCGAAAAGACUUUAAUUCAAAAGUUACACAUUUGGUGGCAAAUUGUACUCAAGGAGAAAAAUGUAGGGUUGCUGUGAGCCUGGGCACUCCUAUUAUGAAGCCAGAAUGGAUUUAUAAAGCUUGGGAAAGGAGGAAUGAACAGGAUUUCUGUGCAGCAGUUGAUGACUUUCAAAAUGAAUUUAAAGUUCCUCCAUUUCAAGACUGUGUUUUAAGUUUCCUGGGAUUUUCAGAUGAAGAGAAAACUAAUAUGGAAGAAAUGACUGAAAUGCAAGGAGGUAACUGUUUACCAGUUGGAGAUGAAAGAUGUACUCACCUUAUUGUUGAAGAGAAUAUAGUAAAAGAACUUCCGUUUGAACCUUUGGAGAAACUUUAUGUUGUUAAGCAAGAGUGGUUCUGGGGAAGCAUUCAAAUGGAUGCCCGAGCUGGAGAAACUAUGUAUUUAUAUGAAAAGGCUAAUACUCCUGAGCUCAAGAAAUCAGUGUCACUGCUUUCUCUACAUACUCCAAAUAGCAAUCGAAAGAGGCGUCGUUUAAAAGAGACACUUGCUCAGCUGUCAAGAGAGACAGACAUGUCACCAUUCCCUCCCCGUAAGCGCCCAUCAGCGGAACAUUCCCUUUCUAUUGGGUCACUCUUAGAUAUCUCCAAUACACCAGAGUCUAGCAUUAAUUAUGGAGAAACACCAAAGUCUUGUACAAAAUCUUCUAAAAAUUCUACUCCAGUUCCUCAAAAGCAGUCAGCUAGGUGGCAAGUUGCAAAAGAACUCUAUCAGACUGAAAGUAAUUAUGUAAAUAUAUUAGCGACAAUUAUUCAGUUAUUUCAGGUUCCCUUAGAAGAAGAAGGACAACGUGGUGGGCCUAUCCUUGCACCUGAGGAGAUAAAGACCAUUUUUGGUAGCAUUCCGGAUAUCUUUGAUGUGCACACUAAGAUAAAGGAUGAUCUUGAAGACCUUAUUAUUAAUUGGGAUGAGAGCAAAAGCAUUGGUGACAUCUUUCUUAAAUAUUCAAAGGAUUUGGUUAGAAUCUACCCUCCCUUUGUAAACUUCUUUGAAAUGAGCAAGGAAACAAUUAUUAAAUGUGAAAAACAGAAACCAAGAUUUCAUGCUUUUCUGAAGAUAAACCAAGCGAAACCAGAAUGUGGACGCCAAAGCCUAGUUGAACUUCUCAUCCGACCAGUACAGAGGUUACCCAGUGUAGCACUACUUUUAAACGAUCUUAAGAAGCAUACAGUUGAUGAAAAUCCUGACAAAAGCACUCUAGAAAAAGCUAUUGGAUCACUAAAGGAAGUAAUGACGCAUAUUAAUGAGGAUAAGAGAAAAACAGAAGCUCAAAAGCAAAUUUUUGAUGUUGUUUACGAAGUAGAUGGAUGUCCGGCUAAUCUUUUGUCUUCUCACCGAAGCUUAGUACAACGAGUUGAGACAAUUUCUCUCGGUGAGCACCCCUGUGACAGAGGAGAACAAGUAACUCUCUUCCUCUUUAAUGACUGUCUGGAGAUAGCAAGGAAACGACACAAGGUUAUUGGCACUUUUAGGAGUCCUCACGGCCAGACCCGACCUCCAGCUUCUCUUAAGCAUAUUCAUCUAAUGCCUCUUUCUCAAAUUAAGAAGGUGCUGAACAUAAGAGAGACAGAAGAUUGCCAUAAUGCUUUUGCCUUGCUUGUGAGACCACCAACAGAGCAGGCAAAUGUGCUGCUCAGUUUCCAGAUGACAUCAGAGGAACUCCCAAAAGAAAACUGGCUAAAGAUGCUUUGUCGACACGUAGCGAACACCAUUUGUAAAGCAGAUGCUGAGAAUCUUAUUUACAUGGCUGAUCCAGAAUCCUUUGAAGUAAAUACAAAAGAUAUGGACAGUACAUUGAGUAAAGCAUCUAGAGCAAUAAAAAAGACUUCCAAAAAGGUUACAAGAGCAUUCUCUUUUUCCAAAACUCCAAAAAGAGCUCUACGAAGGGCUCUUAUGACAUCCCUUAGCUCAGUGGAGGGAAGAAGUCCUCCCAGCAGUGACAAACAUGUAAUGAGUCGCCUGUCUAGCACAUCAUCAUUAGCAGGUAUACCAUCUCCCUCCCUUGUCAGCCUCCCAUCUUUCUUUGAAAGAAGAAGUCAUACUUUAAGUAGAUCUACAACUCAUUUGAUAUGAAGCUUAAAAAAAUGAAAUUAGAGAAACUCACAAACACCUCAUAUGUGAACAAGAAACUAACUUAUAUGGUACUUUUCCUUAGCACUUGGUGGAAACUGAAAAGAAGAUAGGUAACACUAAACUAUGCCAUUUGAUUUUCGUUUUGAAAGAAUAAGUUUACUCAUGUAAAAAUAUCAAGUUUCAUGUAAUUUAUUUCUUGGCUCAAAUUCCUAAUACAAAGACCAAGAAUUUAAGUUAUUCAUAACCUCAGUAGCUUUGUGCCCCUGAUACAGUAAAUACUUUUUUUGGUAGUUGCCACAUACUUCUGUGAAUCUAUUUGUAUAGUAUCUGUGAAUGAAUUUAUGGAAACACAUCUUUGUGUAUCUCAAUUUGUACAGAAAUUAAGUGAUCUCACAAUACUUAAUGGAUAAAAGCCUACAUAAAUUCCUGAUUAAAUAGCGGGGCCUUGUAUCACAUGUGAUAUUUGAAGUAGUUAUUUAACUUCUGUGUUCACAUAGUAUUUUUCUUCUCGAAUUAUUCCAAGAUCUAGCAUAUGCAUUUAAAAAGCUUUGCCCCUGUUAACAAGAAUAACAUUUAAAGGACAUUAUUUAAAAAUACUUUUACAAAUUGAGAUAAGGACAGAAAAAUUUAAAAAUAUUGUAUAUUUUGCACAAACCUAGUAUUGGUAUAUACUUAUAGUUGUUUCAGAGACAAAAUGUUUGUGGUAAUUAUUAGCCACAAGCAAAAAUAUUUUGAAGGAUAAGACGAUGAGAAAAUUGUGAUAAAGAUUGUUUAUAUUCUCUAUGAAAUAAUUCUAAAGUUGCCGUCAGUUUUUCUAAUCUGUGAAAUGCAUAGAAAUGUGUGUGGUCAACUUCUUAUUGUCACAAUUAAAUGUAAUAUUGAAAUACGUUUAUUUGCUGUUGUGAAGUAUUUUUCAAGCUCCGAUGUUAUCUUUCACAAUAGUCUUUUUUUUUAUAGUCAGUAAUACAAAAUAACUUUUUCUGAAAAAUGCAUUUUUCCUACCUGUUUAGGGAGUAGUGCAAACAUUUAAUUGCCAUUUAACAAUUUUCAAUAAUCUGUUUUAAUAGUUAAACUGACUAUGUAGAUUUUUUUAUGCUAUGUAUGUACCACUUUUGAGGAUAGUA